Messenger RNA from Mixia osmundae IAM 14324, 1977 nucleotides. RefSeq lists its product as uncharacterized. The coding region runs from base 58 to 1977 and encodes 639 amino acids. NCBI's taxonomy places the organism in Eukaryota, Fungi, Basidiomycota, Mixiomycetes, Mixiales, Mixiaceae. The transcript is spliced from 2 exons. The record is from RefSeq and is a predicted model, not a curated record.
GGGCAAAGCAGCAAUAGCAUCUCACUCAGUGUUCCCAAGCAUCGUCACAGCUCAGCGAUGCCUUUCGGACUCGGUAGACCCAGCAGAAAGCCGAGCACCGUCGCUUAUGAUCGUCAGUUGAGUGCACAUCAGUCUGAAGCACCGAUCAACUACAGCAAUGGGCAUGCCAAGCUUGCCCAAGCGCUGUCAAGCUCGACCAGAUCAGCACCGGAAAGGCAAUCGCCAAGGAGGUUGAGCGACGGUCUGCGCAACCUGUUUCGCAAGCCGACAUCAAGUCGCAGUGCUAGUGCUGGCCUGUCUGAGUCGGCCCCAUCGACUGAAAGCGAGCCAUCCUCGGCGCUGUCGGAUGAGACGAUGACCACACUUGUCGAUGAUCACGUCGUCACCUUGCCCGCACGGCCGUCUUCACGUGCGACACUCAGAUCUAGCAUACCUGGCUUCGGAAGACGGCGAAGCAGCGGACAAGCUUCUGCUGGGUCGGACAGGUCUGCGCAAGCUCGUCCGCCGCUCAGAAAGGGCGAGUCGAGCUUUGCAGUCAAGUCAGUCCGCAAUAUUGCUAGAGUCAACGAGGGAGAAGCGACUCCUGAUCAUCAGAACACUCAUCCUGCUUUCGUAGCUCAGGCCAGCAGGCCCACCACUCCCGUACCGACGAGUCCUGCCACAAUCUCCGUGGCAGCUUUCCGCUCUGCUCAAGCUAUGCGAUCUGCUUCCUCACUGAGAUCUUUCUCCAGCACGUCAUUGCACGAAGGCUGGGCGGAAGGAGAACCACCCUCCUGGUCGAGACGACCUUCUGAUGCUCGCACGACUCGGCCAUCACUCUCUGUGCUCACGGGAGAUCCUCAUCCACGCUCGCAUGACAGGCUUAACGCAAGUCCAGCAACUUCUAGACCAGGCUCAUACAUGGCUGACACCGCUAGUCCGCGUGUGAACAAGUUCACUCUGGCGCCUUUGCGGUCGCCGGAAGAGGAGCGCGAGGCUGCUCAAGCUUUUGCUAACGCUUUCCCUAUCCAACCCAAAGCGAUGCGAUCCGCGUCUACUCCAGCGAUAUCGACACCUCCUCCGGCUCUUCUGGCGCCUCAACCCAUACGACCGAUGAUGGAUCGACCUGUUCUCGUCUAUCGCGAGCCUACUUCGCCCAGGAUGAGCGAGUUUGAUGGCGUAUCCGAAGAGGAUGAGCAAGAGCAUCUCUCUGAUCAGUCUAUUACGCCAAUGUCGGAAAGUUCCAGCUGCGAUAGCUUAGACGAGGCAGCUGUCGAAAGGCAUAGAAGGAAACACAUCGUCAUCCCGCCACCGCGACCGCCCAGUCGCAAUCGAUCUCCUGGCAGUCAGUCGCUUCAGUAUCCCAAUGCACGCACCAGACAAUCCUCUAUGGAGCCUUCAGAGGACGACGAGGUGCCGCUCGCUUUCCUCGCGAGUAAGCCACGUACGCGCACGCAAACUGCACCCGCAGAGGUGUCGCUUUCUGCCCCUCAAGCCGGUCUUCAGUCGGCUUCGACCAUCGGACUCGGCUUACCUCCGCAUCUCGCCUCGCGCGGCUCCAGGUCGCCAUCCUACGACAGCAAGCCAAAAGUAUCUUCUAGGCUAGCGUCUGCUCCAGAUGCGGGCGCAAGCAAGCCUCGGGGUCCCCGAGCACGACCUGCAUCAUUCCACGCAUCACAGCUCUUGCAGCAAGUCACGCUGCCGGCACAUCUCUUGACACCGACUCAUUUGCCGCCAGAAGUCGACGAGAUUGUUUUGCCGCCCAGGCCAAGUGAGGUCGAUCUACCGCAAGCGCAUCAUCGCCGCACAAGCAGUUUCGGGGGCGGAAUACCUUCUCCGUUCGCGCCUCCGACCAGGCCUGCUACAGCUACAGGCUUUGCAUCGACCACAAACAGUGCGCCCCUUGGAAAGUCUACGAUGGAGCUGCGAUGGGCGGAGAUGAACAAGCGCUUACAGCAACGGGCCGAUCUGUCCGUGCACCACACGACUAUUGUAUGA